AUGAAGGGGACGAGGAGGGUCAGCGUGAUAGCGGCAGUGGCAGAAAAUGGGGUAAUUGGCCGCAAGGGCGCUCUGCCAUGGCGUAUACCGGAAGAUUUCCGUUUCUACCUUGGCAAGGUGCGGGACCAGAUCAUCAUCUUAGGGCGCCACUGCUUCUACGAGGCCGACCACCCUGCUGCACUCACCAUCGCCCUGUCCCGAAACCCGCAAUGGCAGCCCUCGCCGCUGAAGUCGUUCGUCCUUCCUCAGAGCGGAGGGAGGCGGUGCAUGGUGGCCCGAUCGCUGCCUGAAGCACUGCAGCUCGCGCAGGACUUCCGUUUUAGUACAGAGCAGGACCAGAGUACAGACAAGGAGAUACUAGUGUGUGGUGGUGCGAAGGUGUUUGAAGAGGCCAUGCCGAUCGCCACUCGCCUCUACCUCACUCGGGUGCAUGCGGAGGUGGAAGGCGACACCUUCUUUCCCAGCGACUGGAGAGCUCAUUUCCCCGUCCUGGUGAGCGAGCGACCCAGCGCCGACCCCAACUACCACUACACCUUCUGCAUCUUCGAAAAGGCGUGA
Acanthamoeba castellanii str. Neff is the source of this 558-nucleotide messenger RNA. Its product is annotated as dihydrofolate reductase. The record is from RefSeq and is a predicted model, not a curated record. The transcript has 4 exons. The coding region runs from base 1 to 558 and encodes 185 amino acids. Gene Ontology annotation, biological process: tetrahydrofolate biosynthetic process; dihydrofolate metabolic process; folic acid metabolic process. NCBI's taxonomy places the organism in Eukaryota, Discosea, Longamoebia, Acanthamoebidae. Gene Ontology annotation, molecular function: dihydrofolate reductase activity; NADP binding.